GUUUCCUUUCUCAACACAGUACAACAGUACACACACACACACACUCUCUCUCUCUCAAUUCAAUGGCUUCUCCAACUCACUCCGUCGCUCUUUCUCUCCUCCCCCCUCGAUACACACUCCCCAAACCUCACACUCACCUCCUCCUCUCUCUCUCCUCCUCCUCCACCCCAUACUCUCUCCUCCUUUCCCGCCGCCGCUCCUCCGCCCUUUCCCCGCCGUACAGACCUCCCCGCCGACGAUCCUCGCACUCGACCUGUCUCGCAUACGUAACGGGCCCGCCGUCCGACCCUAUCGUGGCCGAUAACGGUCCGAAACUCAAUGUCUCGAGCUCCGACACCGAAAGCACACAAUCGCCGCCGAGCGUCAUAAGCUGGGGUCUGUUGUCGAGCCUUCUGCUUCAGCAUAAGUUGAGACUAGCGGUUUCUGUCGCCACUCUCGUUGGUUGCACAGCUUGCACUCUCUCAAUGCCUUUGUAUUCCGGGAAAUUUUUUGAAGUACUUAUAGGCAAAACACCAAAGCCUCUGUGGGAUGUGCUUGGUAGGAUUGCAGUUCUAUAUGCAUUAGAGCCAAUUUUCACCAUUCUUUUUGUGGUAAACUUGAAUUCGGUUUGGGAGAAGGUUAUGUCAAACUUAAGAGCUCAGAUAUUUCAAAGGGUGUUGAUUCAAAAGGUGGAAUUUUUUGACCGAUAUAAGGUUGGUGAACUCACUGCAUUGUUAACAUCUGAUUUGGGUUCUCUAAAGGACAUUGUAAGUGAAAACAUUUCAAGGGAUCGUGGGUUCAGGGCGCUUUCUGAGGCAAGCUAUUCUACACUAAGCGAAAGUCAGCUUUAAAAUGGAUACAGUUAAGCGUGCACAUAAUUCCUAAUGGCUGUCAUUGGAACAAUAUGUAUCUUAUUCACUCUAUCCCCCCAGCUUGCACCACUGCUUGGGCUACUUAUGCUUAUGGUGUCUGUUUCAGUUGCUGUUUACAAGCGGUCAACUGUGCCUGUUUUUAAAGCUCACGGUACGGCCCAAGCAUCUAUAGCGGACUGUGUGAACGAAACUUUAUCUGCGAUUCGUACUGUAAGAUCAUUUGGUGGUGAAAAACGGCAAAUGUCAAUGUUCAGUAGCCAGGUCAUUGCUUAUCAGACUAGUGGCAUAAAGCUUGGGGUUUUCAAAUCUAUAAAUGAAUCUCUGACUAGAAUUGCAGUUUAUAUUUCACUAUUGGCCUUGUAUUGUCUUGGGGGUAACAAAGUAAAGGCGGGUGAACUAUCUGCUGGAACUGUGGUUUCUUUUAUAGGAUACACAUUCACAUUGACCUUUGCUGUUCAAGGUCUGGUUAACACAUUUGGAGAUCUCCGCGGAGCUUUUGCUGCUACAGAGAGGAUUAACUCUGUUUUAUCUGGGGCUGAAAUUGAUGAAGCCUUGGCCUACGGCUUGGAAAAAGACAUCAAGCGUCAAGGAUCGCAUGAUAAGAAUUUCGAACUGUUCUUUGUUAAUGGUUCUAAUAAGAAUAAUCAAUCUCUUAAUAUGCAUUACAUGUCGGCUUUGAAAUCAACUAGCAGCUUGGGAAGCCUGGCCUGGUCUGGUGAUAUUUGUCUUGAAGAUGUGUACUUCUCUUAUCCUUUGAGGCCUGAUGUUGAAAUUCUUAACGGUCUUAAUCUAACGCUCAAAUGCGGGAGUGUAACUGCUCUAGUGGGCUCCAGUGGUGCAGGGAAAAGUACUAUAGUACAGUUAUUGGCACGUUUCUAUGAGCCAACCAGAGGUCGAAUAACAGUUGGAGGCGAGGAUGUGCGAACAUUUGAUAAGAGUGAAUGGGCACGGGUUGUCUCCAUAGUGAAUCAAGAACCUGUUCUCUUCUCAUUGUCUGUUGGAGAAAACAUUGCAUAUGGGCUUCCAGAUGACUUGGUAUCCAAAGACAAUGUGAUAAAGGCUGCAAAAGCCGCAAAUGCUCAUGAUUUUAUAAUUUCACUCCCACAGGGUUAUGACACACUCGUUGGUGAGCGCGGAGGUUUACUUAGUGGAGGACAGAGGCAGAGAAUUGCUAUUGCGAGGGCUUUGCUCAAGGAUGCACCUAUCCUAAUACUUGAUGAGGCAACGAGUGCUUUGGACACAGUUAGUGAGCGCCUGGUUCAGGAUGCUCUAAACCAUUUGAUGAAGGGGAGAACAACAUUAGUCAUUGCCCACAGAUUGAGCACAGUCCAGAAUGCUCAUCAAAUUGCUCUCUGUUCAGAUGGAAGGAUCAAAGAGCUAGGAACCCACUUUGAGUUAUUGGGCCAAAAAGGUCAAUAUGCUUCUCUGGUUGGCACUCAAAGGCUUGCAUUCGAGUGAUAAUGGUGUAUAUACUGCCACUGCUGUAAACAAAAAUGACGUGCAAUUUUGUCAAGCUUGAAAGCAGAUCAGAUCUGAGCUCACAAAAGGAGGUUAGAUGAGAUAAUGAGUUAAAACUAGUAGAGCUCGCAUUAACUGUUCAUUGACUGUGAUUUACAACACCAUUUUCAUAGUUCUCCACUGCAUACACCCAGAUUCAGUAUGUUGUAACUUGUAAAUAAAUGUUACAGAUAAAAGUGGAGAAAUUAACGAAAGUUAUCAAUCAACAGGAAUUACCAUUGUACUACUACACAUCGUUGAUCAAUUGUACUUGUUAUACGGCAUGGUAUUAUUUCAUUGUGU
Molecule: messenger RNA, 2651 nt
Organism: Rhododendron vialii
Lineage: Eukaryota; Viridiplantae; Streptophyta; Magnoliopsida; Ericales; Ericaceae
Product: ABC transporter B family member 28-like
Exons: 17
Coding region: 864-2309 (481 amino acids)
Biological process (GO): transmembrane transport
Cellular component (GO): membrane
Molecular function (GO): ATP hydrolysis activity; ATP binding; ABC-type oligopeptide transporter activity
Source: RefSeq, a predicted model, not a curated record